AUGCGGGUGCCGAACCGCGCAUCUAUCCGCUCCGGACCGAGUCCGGGGUUGAGCGCUUCCGACUCCCGUAAACAUGAAAGCAGCGCCGGUCGCAUCACGGCCGCCGGCUGGAGCUGCGGCGACAUUGAGGAGCACGCGCAGAUCUGGGGCGCGCAUGUGCAGGGCGUCGGCAUCUAA
Thermothielavioides terrestris NRRL 8126 is the source of this 177-nucleotide messenger RNA. RefSeq lists its product as uncharacterized. The record is from RefSeq and is a predicted model, not a curated record. The coding region runs from base 1 to 177 and encodes 58 amino acids. Lineage: Eukaryota; Fungi; Ascomycota; Sordariomycetes; Sordariales; Chaetomiaceae. The transcript is spliced from 2 exons.